This is a messenger RNA of Drosophila subpulchrella, 2417 nucleotides long. RefSeq names its product homeotic protein empty spiracles (gene ems). The coding region runs from base 281 to 1792 and encodes 503 amino acids. NCBI's taxonomy places the organism in Eukaryota, Metazoa, Arthropoda, Insecta, Diptera, Drosophilidae. Gene Ontology annotation, molecular function: DNA-binding transcription factor activity, RNA polymerase II-specific; DNA binding. The transcript is spliced from 2 exons. Gene Ontology annotation, biological process: brain development; regulation of DNA-templated transcription; neuron differentiation. The record is from RefSeq and is a predicted model, not a curated record.
GCACACGUCUAUAUUCCUCGUCUUCCGACCGAAACGAGCGCGUCGAUCGCUAUAGAGUAAAAGUUCCCGAACCCCAGAUACAUCGAGUGCGUGUGUGAUUUAUACAGUAGAAAUAUAUACAGAAGCGUUUCCAAUGCGUCGCUUAGAGUGAGAAAUAUUAUAAAAUACCAAGAGUUAAUCAAGAGAACACAAGGACUUCCCUGAGGAUUACAAAACAAAGUGUUUAAACUCCCCAGCAAACCCGACAACCGCCAACAUAGCCGAACUAACCGCCGUAUUUAUGACUAAGAUGAUUCCGCCGGUUCCCACCGCCGCCGCAGCCGUCAUGAUGCCCACGCCCAAGCAGAAGAUCGGUUUCAGCAUCGAGUCCAUUGUGGGCAAUGAUGUCAGCACUGCCGGCGGCAAUUCCACACCGGAGCUGUCCGGCCCCCAAAGUCCGCCGCCCGGCGAGAGGAAUGGUCCGGGCUCACCGCCGCAGACGCCGCCUGCUACCUUGACCCUCAUACCCGGCUCACCUCCUCACCACCUGAUGGCUCCUCCUGCCCACGGACUGCCCUAUCCUCAUCCACAUGCCCAGCAGCAGCAGCAGCACUUGCAGCCAGCUCAUCCGCAUCCGCAUCUCUCGCCCGCCCAGCAGCAUGUGCUGCACCAGCACCUCCUCAUGCAACAACAGCAACACCAGCAGCAGCAACAACAUCCCGGCACUCCCAAGAGCCACCAGGACAUCCAGGAGCUGCUCCAGCGACUGCACCACAAUGCCGCCAUGGCCAGCGGAUUGAGUCCGCUGCAGACGCGCCUCUCCCCGGACUCGGAGCAGCCCCAACAUCCCGUCUCCCUGAAGAGAGAGCGAUCUCCUGCCCCACCUGCCCACGAGCAGGCGGAGAAUCCCGCCCAGCGCAUCCAGCCACCUCAUACGCCACCCAAAUCCGUGAGCCCGCAGUCCUCGCAGCCCUCUUCGUCGCCCACGCUGCUCAUCAGUAGUCCGCAUGCCACGCCUCCUCAGCAGCAGCAGCAACAGCCCCCUAACUACCCAAAGCCCGCCAUGAUGCAUCCCGGAGCGGGAGCAGGACCUAUUAUGAUGCCGGGCAUGCCACCGGCAGGACUUGUACGACCCUUUCCCAUGGGUCCCGGAGGUCCCCCGAUGCCGCAGGGACAACCCGGAAUGCCGGACAUCAAGGCGCUGCCCCCUUAUAUCAAUGCCCCGCCGGAACUGCCGCCCCAGCACAAUCCUCACCUCAUCGCCGCCGCCCAGUUCCAGAUGGCCGCCGCUUUGCAGGCGGGACAUGUCCUGGGUCCCGCUGCCGCCGCCGCUGCUGCCGCAGGUCUGCCGCCACACGCCGCCCAGUUUAUGCCCAAUCCGGGCAUGGCCAGGGAUAGCUAUCAGCUGUACCCCUGGCUGCUCAGCCGCCACGGAAGGAUCUUCCCCCACCGAUUCCCAGGAAGUUUCCUGGUGCCCCCGUUCCGCAAACCCAAGCGCAUCCGCACCGCCUUCUCGCCAUCGCAGCUUCUUAAGCUGGAGCACGCCUUCGAGAGCAACCAGUACGUGGUGGGGGCGGAACGCAAGGCCCUGGCCCAGACCCUCAAUCUCUCCGAGACGCAAGUGAAGGUGUGGUUCCAGAACCGCCGCACCAAGCACAAGCGGAUGCAGCAGGAGGACGAGAAGGGCGGCGGCGAGGGAUCGCAGCGGAAUAUGCACAACGGCAGCGGCGACGAGGACGACGACGAACUGAUCGACAUGGAGAUGGACGAAUGUCCCAGCGACGAGGAGCACGACCUGGACGCCAGUCACUAGAGAUAGAAUCCGGGAGAUAAUCCUCCUGCGGCGGUCCGUGAGUUCCUUAUCCUGGCAGAUAGAGUCCAGCAGUACCAGUUUUCGAGGGUUCCCAGUCGAACUCCAGCGGAAGUAACAUAGUUUGUUUUGUUGUGAUAUAUUCUUAGAGCGUUCUUAAGGCGUUAGGCUAACUGUACUGUACAUAGGAAAGUAUUAGGAACCCCUCUCCACAUACAUCAUCACCCUCUCUCAAGAUCCGUGCCAAAUCCUUGCGAAGAACCGAGGUUGAGUAGAGCUCAAAGAAAGCAAGUUGUUUCCUCUCUUUCCGAAAUAUCUGAAAAAAAAGAAAGUCUUAAAAAAUAACCCUAGGCUAGACACCAACUAUAACUGUACAAAUUUAAUGGUUUAAGCGUGUAAAUAUUCAUGACAAGCAUUACUUUUAAUUAGUGAAUUCCUCCUGAGCAAAUCGUACUAUCUAAUGUAUAAUUCUUGUGUAUUGUAUGACGAUCUAGCAUUUAUUUAUGUUUAGUCUUAAGCACGAACCUCUAGAGUCGCUCAACUGCAGCUGGAUAUUACUUAAAGCCCAUUAAUAUAAAGCCCUAGUUGCUAGUAACUACUUCCUAAGCCAAUACAACACUGUAAGAAA